UUUGAUGUAGAUCACCUGGUUGAUCAGUAGUUAAAUAUAAGUUGUGCCUGCGCUUCUGCUCCUCGCACCUUUUUAUACCUCCGUUCUGUCUUCGGCAGGACAGCUGUGAGACAAACAUGUUGGUCUGGAUAGUGUGUGCAGCUUUGAUUGUAUUUGGCGUUUUACUCCGCCAUCCUUAUCUCUUCCAGGAUGUCCAGUACGUGCUUACUAAAAUAAAAGUAAAGCGGUUCGUCUUAAAGUGCAUGCGGACUAAUUACUCAAUCCUGGACCGCUUUUUAGACUUGGUGAAGACGCAGCCGCAAAAGACUUUAAUUUAUUUUAAAGAUGAAAUGUUCACGUACCGGGAAGCAGACGUCCUGAGCAACAAAGCCGCGAGAGCGUUUCUGCAGGCUGGAUGCGUAAAAGAAGGAGACACGGUGGCGCUGUUCCUGGGGAACCAGCCGAUGUUCCUGUGGCUCUGGUUGGGUUUGAUGAAGAUUGGAUGCGCUGGAGCUUUGCUCAACUCCAACAUCAGAUCCAAGUCUCUGCUACGCUGCCUCAACUGCAGCGGAGCCACAACUCUGGUAGCAGCUGAAGAGUUGCUGGAUGCAGUGAAGGAGGUGCUGCCCCAUCUGCAUGAACAGCAGAUCACUGUUUUCAUCUUAGCCGACAGGUGUGAAACUGCAGGUGUGGAGAGCUUCAUCCAUAAAAUGAAUCAGGCUUCCUCUGAGCCUAUACCCAAGGAGUUAAGGUCCCAUUUAACCAUGCAGAGUCCAGCAGCCUACAUAUACACCUCAGGGACAACAGGUCUCCCUAAGGCAGCUGUGAUCACUUACAGCAGAGUGUGGGGCAUGUCUUUACUUCUGGCUACAUCAGGAGUGAACUCCAAAGAUGUGAUUUAUGAUGCCCUCCCGCUUUAUCACAGUACUGGCCUCCUUGUCUUCACUGGGGCCAUUGAGAGGGGUAUUCCUGUUGUUCUGAGGAGUAAGUUUUCUGCUUCCCAGUUCUGGGACGACUGCAGAAAAUAUAAUGUCACCGUCAUACAGUAUAUAGGUGAAAUUAUGCGUUAUCUCUGCAACACUCCACAGAAACUCAGUGAUAAAAACCACAAAGUCAGACUUGCAAUAGGCAACGGGAUCAGAGCAGAUGUUUGGAGGGACUUUGUGAGACGAUUUGGAGAAAUUCAAAUCAGAGAAUUUUAUGGAGCAACUGAAGGAAACUUUGCUCUGUUGAAUUAUAGCAGCAAGAUGGGAGCUCUCGGGCGACACACCUUCCUGCUCAAGAUGUUUUUUCCAUAUGCUGUGAUCAAAUAUGACAUAGACAAAGAAGAACCUUUGAGGGAUUCUUCUGGUUUCUGCAUGGAGGUUGACAAAGGUGAACCUGGACUUCUGGUGACUGAAAUAACAGCCAAAGCUCCAUUCAUUGGUUAUGUGAGAGACUUGAAUCAAACUGAGAAAAAGAAGCUGCAUAACGUCUUCAAGAAAGGUGAUCUGUACUUCAACACUGGUGACCUGCUGCGCAUCGAUGAGGAUAAUUUCAUGUACUUCCACGAUCGUGUUGGAGACACAUUCAGAUGGAAAGGAGAGAACGUGGCUACGGCUGAGGUGGCCGACAUCCUGGUGCUGGCUGACUGCGUUAAAGAAGCCAAUGUUUACGGAGUCAAAGUGCCAGGUCAGGAGGGAAGAGCCGGGAUGGCUGCUGUUACUUUGAGAGAUGGACUGAAGUUUGACUCCAUGGCUGUUUUUAAACAUGUUGAGGACUUCCUGCCGUCCUACGCCAGGCCGCGCUUUAUGAGGAUUCAAAGGUCACUGGACAUUACAGGCACGUUCAAGCUAAUAAAGACGAAAGUAUUGGAGCAGGGCUUCAACCCAAAUGACGUUACAGACCCACUCUACUUUCUGAAUGAAAAAGAGAAGAAUUAUACUCCACUCACGCCAGAUGUAUUUGAUUCAGUUAUAGCAGGAGACAUCAAAAUAUAAAGUGAUUUUACUUUUUAAAGAAAAAAAGUCCACCUUUUCACAGAUCAUUGAGAUGACAGCGUGGCACUUCUGGCUGCACAUUUUAUUGACAAGGUGUUUUAAAUUAUUUGCCUUCAUAAUUUUAUUUUAUCUGUGAUUCUGUGCACACAUCCUUAAUCAUUUUUUCCUUUUAGGGAUAUCAUGUUUUUAGUACUGAGCUGUGCGUUCACUCAGUGAAUUGUUCCAGUUAAGUAAGCGGAUUGCUGUGCACCUUCUUCCUGCAAUGCAUUCUGGUCCGUGCAGCUUUUAGGUAGUGUGGGAGCAAACAUCUUUUUCAUUUAAUUAAAUAAAGACCUAUUGAUGUGGUAUGUCUCUUUCA
Molecule: messenger RNA, 2316 nt
Organism: Oreochromis niloticus (Nile tilapia)
Lineage: Eukaryota; Metazoa; Chordata; Actinopteri; Cichliformes; Cichlidae
Product: very long-chain acyl-CoA synthetase
Exons: 10
Coding region: 117-1958 (613 amino acids)
Biological process (GO): long-chain fatty acid metabolic process; long-chain fatty acid import into cell
Cellular component (GO): plasma membrane; endoplasmic reticulum membrane
Molecular function (GO): long-chain fatty acid-CoA ligase activity; long-chain fatty acid transmembrane transporter activity
Source: RefSeq, a predicted model, not a curated record